Sporothrix schenckii 1099-18 is the source of this 4446-nucleotide messenger RNA. RefSeq names its product histone-lysine N-methyltransferase SETD1. The record is from RefSeq and is a predicted model, not a curated record. Bases 1 to 4446 code for a protein of 1481 amino acids. The transcript has 3 exons. Gene Ontology annotation, cellular component: Set1C/COMPASS complex. Gene Ontology annotation, molecular function: protein binding; histone H3K4 methyltransferase activity; nucleic acid binding. Lineage: Eukaryota; Fungi; Ascomycota; Sordariomycetes; Ophiostomatales; Ophiostomataceae.
AUGCCUCCUGCGUCCGGCGCUGGCUUUGCGCAGUUCUUCCCAGCCGCGCCAAGAGCGGCGCGGGACCGCGCAACCGCCAUAGAGCGCGAGCGGGCCUCAAAACAGCGCGCCACCGGGUCGCCUGGCCCACGCGACAGCCCGAGUGCGCCAUCCGCAAGGCCAUCAGGAGAUGACGAAGAAUCCCUGCCUGGUGAAGGUCAGUCCACAGCCGCAGCAACAUCACCACCAAUGACGUCGUCAUCAAUCGCGCGCGCUGGUGCGUCAUCCGGAUCAGCCGCGUCCGCAUCGGCAUCAGCAUCGGCAUCAAACCCGCCUUCCACAAGCAGCAGCAAUGGUGCCAGCUAUCUCACUCCGCUCACAGCCGAUCACUCUCCAUCGUCUACAAGCAUACCGCAUCAGCAGCAGCAGCUACAAUCAGGCGCGUCGCAUCACCCUAACCAGGCAAUCAAUGGCUGGCCAUCAAACAAACCGUUGUCCGCAUCGUCUACUACCACCUCACCCAACCGUCAACCGCCUCCACCACCUCCACCACCUCCUCCGCCAUCACAGCUCGUGCCUACACCCACUUCGUCCUCCUCCCUAUCCGACCACAUGAUGGCCAACGGCCUCAAUCCCUCCAUCGGGCUUGAUACUCUCCUCGGCGACCGCGUGCCCGCUCGGGACCCGCACCGCCUUGUCCAGGGCAUUGCCUGUGUCUAUGAUCCACAGCUGCCUGACGACAAGAAUACCGUUUCGAACUUUGACCUCAAGCGAAGAGGGAAGCAUGUCCUCAAAGAAUUUGGCUCGGAAGAUGACGCUCCUCCCGCGGACCCCCGUCUAGCCAAAGGCGGUCGACUCAACUACAUCAAUGUCGAUUUCCAUCUCGCACGCGCCCGUUUACGCCACACCCCGUACGACCUGAAGCCAUAUGUCUACGAUCCCCGGACGUCGCUCGGCCCUGGUCCGCCCACACAAGUCGUCGUGUCCGGCUUCAACCCGCUCGUACCGUUUUCCAAGAUCAUUGCCAUGUUCGCAUCCUUCGGUGACAUUGCGGAGAGUAGCAACAAGAUGCAUCCGGAGACGGGCAGUUAUCUCGGCUUCGGCACAUUCCGCUACCGGGACACAAAGCCCAGCCGGUCACGGCCUGUGCCUGUAUCAGCCAUUGAUGCUGCACGGCGUGCUGUGCGCCAGCUGAACGGCUCUCGCGUCGAAGGCACCCCAGUUCGUGUAGAGUACGACCCCGAUGGCCGGAAGAGCAGUCGUAUGUUGGAAACGACCUUGCGAAAGGACAGAGAAAAGGAAAUGAAGGCCAAUGCGGUGAGAAUACCUGUCGCGCCACGUGGUCUUGGUGUCCCAGCGAACCUGCGGCCACCGCCGACUGCUCCCCGUGGUCCUGCUGCACUUCGGAUGCAGCAGGCGCCAGGAGCGCUCGCGCCUGCUGCUGCUACUGCUGCAGCUGCCGCUGCCGCAGUUGCUGGCGCUGGCGUCGGCGUGGGAGCUACGGCAGGACCUGGUGCAGGCCCCAAGGCCGGCAUGGGUAGCGCAGUGCCUCGAGGGCCUGCAGUCAUAGCACCGGCGUCGGCCGCUACGAUCCCAGACGGACCGCCUGGACAGUGCAUCGAGAAGAAUCCGAUUGCGCCUCGCCUUCCUCAUACCCCAUUUAUCUUUAUCAGCUGCGACCACGUCCCAGUGGUCUUUCAGACAAUUGCGCACAUGAGGCGCCGGCUCAAGAUGCAGCACUUUGAGGAGAUCCGCGCCGAUCUUUCCGGUUAUUUUGUCGUCUUUCGCGACAGUGCCACGGGCAAGCACGAUGCCGAACGCUGCUUCCAGACAGCCAACCGUACCGCAUUUUUCACAUAUGAGCUGGUCAUGAAGCUAUACGCCCGCGGCUACUCCGGAGGAAGCCUUGAAGACAAGGCCGGCACUACCUCUGGGUUAAAGAACCGGCGCAGCCAUAGUCCGGCUCCCGAGAAGACCGAGGAACAGCUGUUGCGCGACGAGAAGGCGCAGAUGCGCAAGGACGAAGAGGCCGACCUCGAGGAAGAGAAGAAGCAGCGCGCCAAGAACUUCGACCCGGUAAGGGCCGCUGUCGAGACCGUCCGUCUCGAGCUGGUCGAGCAUCUCAUCCGCCACAUCCGCGCCGACGUGGCAGCCCCUCUGCUGUUUAACUACCUUGAUCCGGCCAACCAUGACGCUAAACGGCGCCUCCACAACAUUGGCGGCGCGAGGCUCUCCGCCCUUCUCUUUGACGAGCAGGACGGCGGGGAGCGCCGCAAGAAACCGUCGCCUAUCAGCACCCCCAACUCGCGUGCCGAUCCGAUCGAACGGCGCACUGGCCGCCUCGACGUGGCUGCUCUGCCGCGCAUUCGCAAGGCCAAAGGCGCCAAAAAGCUGGCUGCGGUUCGCAAGCAGGGCCUGUUUGAUCCGUUUGCCCGGCAGCGCACCCAAGACACAUCGUCUCGGAGUGCCUUCCGCUCCCUACACUACCGACUCAAAGACGACAGUGACGACGAUUCAGAGGACGAGACGGAGAACCGCUUCUCGAUUGGCGGCCGCGAUACGGAAGAGCCCGAAUCGCGUGCGUCUGAAGCUGAGCGCGAGGCCGCAGAAGACGACGACGAUGACGAUACCGACGCGGAGGGCCGGGCGCUCAAGAAGACGCUCGCGGGCCAGUGGACCGGCCGUGACGAAGAUUCGAUGACGGAAGCGAGUUUCUCUGCCACGCCUGCUGAGUCAGAAUCUACGGCAACGCCUGCAACGACAGUGCAUACAGCAACAAAGGCCCCGGUCAAGAAACGCAAGCUGGAGCUGCAAAUGGAGGCGGCCCUGAAGCGGCAGAAGAGGAACGACGAAGAUCUCUUUGGCGUGUCCAUUGGUGCUGUCGAGACCAAGUUCCGGGCCGACGUGACCGCUCCGAAGACUGAGGAUAUGGUUAUCGACGACGGCGUAGCCGCGCCGCGGACCACGAAAUCGUCGACGCCUGCCGCCGCGGUCUCCGAUGAGGCCGACAAGAAGAAGAAGCCGGUCAGCAAGAAAACCAAAAAGACCAAGAAGCAAAUCUUGGAGGAGCGUAGGGCGGCAGACGAGGAGGGCCUCAGGGAUCAGUCGAACCAGAAGGUGCCACCAGUCAGUGAGGCCAAGGCCGUCAAGAAGACCGACGAGACACCAGAGCCUGGAGCCCUCAAGGGGAAGCUCCCCGCCUCUGUUCCAGCCUCCAAAACAAAGGGCAAGGCAGUCAAGGCGUCCACCCCUGCCGCCGCCCCUGUUGCUCCCCUCAAGGCUGGCAGAACGCCGCAGGAGAUUGCCGAGUUUGUGGACCAGAGGCGCACUAUGGACCCUGCCCUCUAUGGCGACACGCUCACGCGCUCUCUCGCCACGCCGUCGGACUUCCGGCCGUCCCUCGAUAUCCUGCGCACGCUCAGUCUGCACAAGGCUGAUCUGCCGGACGCCGAGCGGCUUGCGAAGAAGUACAGCACACUUCUCAACAGCAUUUCGUCCGCCAAGGCGAGCGACAACAAACCCGCCAGCAUCAGUGACUUUGAAAUGUUCCUGUGGAAGCACGAGCGCGUCACCCGCCUCAACGCCGACGAGCAGAGCAUGAUUGAUGCCGCCAUGGCCGAGAAGGGCAACAGCACGUCUGCUGCUGCGUCUGCGGCCGCUGCGGCCGCUGCGGAGGCUGCGAUCAAGGACGCUCUGAACCGGCCACGCAUCGAAGGCUACUACGUGCCGAACUCGACCGGCAGCGCGCGCACAGAGGGCGUCCAGAAGAUCAAAAACUCGGAAAAGUCCAAGUACCUGCCGCAUCACCUCAAGGUCAAGAAGGCGCGCGAAGAGCGCGAAGCGCGUGCAGGCAAGGCGGGCAAAGCGGCGGCGGUGGCGGCGGCCAAGGUGGCCACCGAGGCGUCGGCGUCGCGGGGCAGCUCACGGGCGAACCGCGUGAACCAGCGGCGCUACAUUGCCGACCUCAACGACCAGAAGCGGACGCUGGGCCAGGACUCGGACGUGCUGCGGUUCAACCAGCUCAAGAAGCGCAAGAAGACGGUCAAGUUUGCGCGCUCGGCGAUCCACAACUGGGGUCUAUAUGCCAUGGAGAGCAUCCCCAAGGACGACAUGAUUAUCGAGUACGUGGGCCAGGAGGUGCGGCAGUCGGUGGCGACGAUCCGCGAGCGGGCGUACAUCCGGGCUGGCAUCGGCAGCAGCUACCUGUUCCGGAUCGACGACGCCACCGUCAUCGACGCGACGAAAAAGGGCGGCAUUGCACGGUUCAUCAACCACAGCUGCAUGCCCAACUGCACGGCCAAGAUCAUCAAGGUGGAGGGCAGCAAGCGCAUUGUCAUCUACGCCCUGCGCGACAUUGCCCAAAACGAGGAGCUUACGUAUGACUACAAAUUCGAGCCCGAGGACAACCCAGAGGACCGUGUGCCCUGUCUCUGUGGCACAACGGCGUGCAAGGGCUUCCUCAACUAA